CAUCCGCCAAAGACUGCAGCUAUAGGUCACCGAGAAAGCGACGCGCCAUGCAUGGCUGUUGUAGACUGCGUCGGUCGGUCGGAGGAGAGCUGGAGAGGAGACUGAGUAGAGCCUCGGAAAUAAGAGAUCAGACAAACACAGCAAGCAGCAUGCCGUUUGGGAUGGUAACGCUUUCCACUGUCAGAUACCAUCAUCACUAAGCACUGAACAAAUCUCCAAAGCGGAGGGUAAUGAUGACAUCACAAAUUCAGACUGAUACAGUGUGAUCCAUCAUUCCUGGCCUGACAUUGACAUGGCAACAGGCAGGAAGGGGUCGACCUCGAAGGGAGGAAGCGUGCGUUUUCCUGACGACGAGGAUGCCAUGGGCUCCCCUGUUCACCGUGAGGACAAAGCCAAGGAUUCGGCCAUCCCUGCUCUCCCAGAGCCUGAUGGGAACUUCCUGGUUAAGGUAGGGUUCCUGAGGAGUCUGCAUCGUUAUGAGAUCGUCUUCACCCUCCCAGAGGUGCCUGUGCUGGGGAAAGAUGUGUGCUCCCUCCCUUCCUCCUCAUCACCGACGCCCAGACCCCUUCUCAAAGUCAACCGUGUCACACCUACACCAGAGGGUGGGGUGAAGGUGACGUGUGAGUACACCACCCACCAGGAGGGGGUGCUGCAGGAGGAGCUGACCUUGGUCAGCCGGGGGAAGAAGGACCAACGUCUGCGGGUCAGGCUACAGGCCCGGGUCAUGGAUCGUCACCAUGGUACUCCUAUGCUGCUGGAGGGGGUGCGGUGUCUGGGGGCGGAGAAAGAAAAAAGGAAAUGAGCCGUCCAUCCCUUUAUAUCUUCCCCCUCCUGUAGAGACCAGCCAUCGUCCGUCCCUUUAUAUCUUCCCCCUCCUGUAGAGACCAGCCAUCGUCUGCCCUUUAUAUCUUCCCCUCCUGUAGAGACCAGCCAUCGUCCGUCCCUUUAUAAUCUUCCCCCUCCUGUAGAGACCAGCCAUCGUCCGUCCCUUUAUAUCUUCCCCCUCCUGUAGAGACCAGCCAUCGUCCGUCUCUUAUAUCUUCCC
Molecule: messenger RNA, 1045 nt
Organism: Salvelinus sp. IW2-2015
Lineage: Eukaryota; Metazoa; Chordata; Actinopteri; Salmoniformes; Salmonidae
Source: RefSeq, a predicted model, not a curated record